Pyrus x bretschneideri (Chinese white pear) is the source of this 3092-nucleotide messenger RNA. Its product is annotated as kinesin-like protein KIN-8A. Bases 340 to 2775 code for a protein of 811 amino acids. The record is from RefSeq and is a predicted model, not a curated record. Gene Ontology annotation, molecular function: microtubule motor activity; microtubule binding; ATP binding. NCBI's taxonomy places the organism in Eukaryota, Viridiplantae, Streptophyta, Magnoliopsida, Rosales, Rosaceae. Gene Ontology annotation, biological process: microtubule-based movement. The transcript is spliced from 7 exons.
CCCUAAAAAUUCAAAUCAAAUUACUUUAUCAGUUUAUCUGGACCAGCAAGAAGCAGAAUCUGGAGUGGAAGUAACAAUUACUUUCAAAAGCUGACACUACCCCCCCCGUUCAUCUCCCUCAAUCCAACGGCUCAAAAGUCAAAACCCUCCAAGGUUUAAAUUAAUACCCAAGUCAGUCGUCGAUCGCUAUUCCAUUUCUUCAACAGGAGGAACAUUCAAUUGGUUUCCAACGAAAAGAUUUGUACUUUCUGACAAUUUAAGCAGUCUCUUCAAUUGGGUCGGCAGGAAAAUCUUCUGGGUAUGUUUGGAUAGCGAGAAAAUUGCCGAGAAAAUUACAGAAUGCCUGUGUCGACUCGGUCCCAGACCAACUCAGUGGAGAGAAGCAAACCCGGUCCAGAUCAAGAACCGAGCCACGCGAAUCUUCCGCUAAGGAACCCACAUCAUGGAUUGAAGGAAAAGAUGAGAGCUUUGACGCUGCUCUACGAGCAGCAGAAGCAGGCCGCGGCGGCGCUGAGGAACCCGAAUCCGAAAUCCGAUCCGGAGCAGCUCCGAUUCGCGAGCCACCCGAGCGUCGAGCUUCUCGGUUCUUGUAAAAAGGAGGAGAGAGAAGAACCGAAGCAGGGGAGCCACCACGUGAUGAGAGAGAACAACAGCAACGCAAUGCACAACUCCACCGUUACCAGAACUUACGUUCUGCCACAGCCGCCGCCGACCCACGCCAAGGAGAAUGUGGCGGCUGCGGGAUUAAACGACCGGAUUCUCAGCUUUACUUCGUGUCCAAGAAAGGCCAAGGCUUCAACCCCGGUGGCGAGGAGGCUGUCAAUGGGAGGUCACGUGCAGCACGUGCCGGGCCGCCGCGGGAGUCCAGGUGGGGUGGCUGAGGGGGCUAGGAAUGUGCAAGAAUCGGAGACCCCUUCGGUUUCGGAGACACCCACGAGUCGAAUUCUUGUGUUUGUUAGGCUGAGGCCGAUGGCCAAGAAGGAAAGGGAGGCGGGUUCCAGAUGCUGCGUUCGAAUUGUGAACCGGCGGGAUGUUUACUUGACGGAGUUUGCGAACGAGAACGAUUAUCUGCGGCUGAAGAGGCUCCGGGGACGGCAUUUCAUGUUCGAUGCUUCUUUCCCUGAUUCCACUUCUCAGCAAGAAGUUUAUUCCACCACUACAGCUGAGCUUGUGGAGGCAGUUCUGCAGGGGAGGAAUGGAUCAGUAUUCUGCUAUGGUGCCACUGGAGCUGGAAAAACAUACACAAUGCUCGGCACGCUGGAGAAUCCGGGAGUGAUGGUUUUGGCAAUCAAGGACCUCUUCACCAAGGUAAGGCAGAGGAGCUGUGAUGGAAACCAUGUGGUUCAUCUGUCCUAUCUUGAGGUCUAUAACGAAACCGUGAGGGAUCUGCUCUCCCCCGGAAGGCCUCUUGUACUUCGAGAAGACAAACAGGGAAUAGUGGCAGCCGGUCUUACACAAUACAGAGCUUAUUCCACCGAUGAAGUUAUGGCAUUACUUCAGCAAGGAAACCAAAACCGAACUACUGAACCAACUCGCGCUAAUGAAACUUCCUCACGGUCCCAUGCCAUUUUGCAGGUUGUGAUUGAAUACCGAGUAAAAGAUGCUUCUAUGAAUGUGGUCAACCGAGUAGGGAAGCUCUCACUAAUUGAUCUUGCCGGGUCAGAGAGAGCCCUUGCCACGGACCAGAGAACAGCUAGAUCUCUUGAGGGUGCCAAUAUAAAUCGGUCACUCUUAGCACUGAGCAGCUGCAUCAAUGCUCUUGUGGAAGGAAAGAAGCACAUACCUUAUAGGAACUCAAAGUUAACCCAACUUCUUAAGGAUUCUUUAGGAGGAGCUUGUAACACUGUGAUGAUCGCGAACAUCAGCCCAUGCAAUCUCACCUUUGGUGAAACCCAAAACACGCUUCAUUGGGCAGAUCGAGCAAAGGAAAUCAGGACUAAGGCGUGCGAGGUGAACGAGGAGACACUGCAAUUACCGGAAACUGAUACUGAUCAAGCCAAGCUAUUGCUUGAAUUACAGAAAGAGAAUCGUGAACUGCGAGUACAACUUGCACACCAGAAACAGAAGCUAUUAGUUGUCCAAGCACAAUCCUUUGCUGCAAAUGCCUCUCCAACGCCUUCUUCGGUUACAUCCCUCUUGACUCCUCCAACUUCUGCCCAAGCAAAUGACAAGCGGAAACCCAGACCCUCUUUCUUGACCCGGACUUGCUUCACACCAGAGUCCAAGAAAAGAGGGGCUGAGGAAGCAGUUAAAGAUCUUCGCCGGACUGUAAAGACAUUGGAGGCAGAAAUAGAGAGGAUGAAGAAAGAUCACACUUCACAGCUAAAGCAGAAAGAUGAUAUCAUUCGUGAGCUUUUGAGGGAAAGUGAGAAAACACCAGGAGCAGGGAGGGAGGGUGGGGAAAAGAGGGCGGUGACAAGGACUAGCGUGAGACCGCAGGAGCCGAGCACAAAGAGGAUCGUUACAAGAGCUAGCAUGAGAAAACAGGAGCCAAGCAUUGGUGAAUUGAAGAGCCCAAGUCACCGUUUCAGGUCACCAGUCCCAACAGCUAAAAAACGAAGCUUUUGGGACAUAACAACUGCAAACAGCCCAUCAGCUGCUACAUUAAAUGGAAGAAAAACUAGAAGCCAUGUCAUUUCUGAACCUGCUGCAGCUCCCUCCAUGCUUCUUCAGCUUGCCUAUCCAUGUUUCUGGUUUGUGAUAUUUUUUGGACCGCACAUCAUCAAUUGUGCCCCAUUCAGCCAGGUUUUGCACGACAAAAGCCCGAGCGUUUGAAGUAACACGGGAGGGAGAUGGUAGAAGAAAAGAGAGAAAAAACUACUUAGGUCAAUCUGGAAGAUGGAAAGACGAUGGCAUUCUGGCAAAAGCACUUCCUACCAGCAAUAUUUUCUCUGACGGAUCGAGCCCGUAGUUCAACAUGGAAGAAAAAUUGUAACUUUGUAGGUGGCGCUGCUGUUACUUGUAUGCCAUCUUUCGUCAUACGAUUUCAUUUGUGGAGUUUGCAGAACAUAUUCCAUUAGUUGUUUUCAAUCUUCAGAGUUGUCCAUUAUUUAUUCCAAAUCAAUAAACUUCAGUCUGUAAAUUCGCAGUAA